Molecule: messenger RNA, 5108 nt
Organism: Pimephales promelas (fathead minnow)
Lineage: Eukaryota; Metazoa; Chordata; Actinopteri; Cypriniformes; Leuciscidae
Gene: kcnh6a
Product: potassium voltage-gated channel, subfamily H (eag-related), member 6a
Biological process (GO): regulation of ventricular cardiac muscle cell membrane repolarization; regulation of heart rate by cardiac conduction; potassium ion transmembrane transport
Cellular component (GO): plasma membrane
Molecular function (GO): inward rectifier potassium channel activity
Source: RefSeq, a predicted model, not a curated record
GCGAGAAAGAGAGAGAGAGGAGCAUGAGGGCGCAUCUGCCUUCUGUCAAAAGUGACAGCUGUGUCCACUGCCUCCCCCGUGAAAGCAAAACCUACCAUUAUUCCACAACGAGCUUCAUCAGACUGGCUACCUCUGAGGUCUCGGGCGUCAGGUCUGCUAUCUCGCGUUGUUCUUAUAUUUUUGUUUCAGAAUAUGUUUCGUCUGUUUCAGUGAGCACAUACAAGCGUUACCACAGCUCGCAGCGACAUUUCUGACGGCGCGAGAGUUUCGAGUCCCAAAACUCGAAGCAAGACAUAAUUGCUUUCAAACAACCCGGCUUUCUUUUAUUUUGCAUUUAGACUCGGCGAUUUUUCACUUUCGCGAGGAACCCUUUAGCAUUCACGUGUCCGUUGUAUUUAUUGCUGGGGCUAAGCACUUGUUUCUUGUACAAUGUGUACGAGUUCUAGAUGAUCGUAUUUUGUCUUGCUCGGUCGUCCUUGAAAGAGAGAGAGAGAGAACCAGAAUAAGAGGGUUCUUGAAUCUGUCCACGCGUGAAAAUGCCUGUGCGCCGGGGACACGUCGCUCUUCAGAACACUUAUCUGGACACCAUCAUCCGGAAAUUUGACGGGCAAAAUCGUAAGUUCCUGAUUGCUAACGCCCAGGUGAAGAACUGUGGGAUUAUCUACUGCAAUGAGGGCUUCUGUCAGAUGUUUGGUUUCUCGCGGGCAGAGAUCAUGCAACAGUCCUGCACGUGUCAGUUUCUGGUGGGGCCGGGCACUAUGAAGAGCGCCCUGGCACAGCUGGCACAGGCCCUGCUCGGGUCAGAAGAGCGCAAGGUGGAGAUCCUGUUCUACUCUAAGGAAGGGGCGUGUAGGCCAUGUUUAGUUGAUGUCGUUCCAGUAAAGAAUGAGGAAGGAGUCGUAAUCAUGUUCAUCCUAAACUUCCAGGAGCUUUUAGACCCAUCUAUGAAAAAAGGUGGCAUUAAACAGCGGAUGGCACACAGCUGGCUACAGGCAGGUCAGAGACGCAAGAUGAGGCUUAGAAUGCCCUCUCUCCGUGUCAAACGGCAGCCGUCCCUCCCUCAGGACCACUUUGAAGGAGUGGUGGUGGACUACCUACAGCCCUCUCAUGAGGAGGUGGCCCUGAAAGACCUCCAGAUGUCUCCAGACAGCUGCUUGAAAUCAGAGACCCAGGCCUUGAUUCAGCAGACCUCCUGUUCCCUCUCAUCCCCACUCUCACGGCCCUCAGACUGGCUAGAGCCUGGCGGACCCCCUCUCAAACACAGCCACUCCAGGGAGAGCGUAUGCAGCCUGCGCCGGGCAUCCUCACUGCAUGACAUCGACGGCAUGAGGGACCAGUGGAGCGAUCUGAAGCCCAGUAACUUAAACUCCACCUCAGACUCAGAUUUGAUGCGGCACCGUACCAUUGGCCGCAUCCCUCAGGUGACGAUAUCUUUCGGCUCGGAUCUCAGACCACCUUCCCCCACAGAGAUCGAGAUCAUAGCACCCAGCAAGAUUAAAGACCGCACACAGAACGUCUCAGAAAAGGUCACUCAAGUCACGCAGGUACUGUCACUCGGGGCAGAUGUGCUUCCCGAGUACAAGCUUCAAGCUCCACGCAUCCACAAGUGGACAAUCCUCCACUACAGCCCAUUCAAAGCAGUAUGGGACUGGAUCAUCUUACUCUUGGUGCUCUACACAGCCGUCUUCACACCCUACUCCGCUGCCUUUCUCCUCAAUGAGCAGGAGGACGAGAGGAGGCGCACCUGCGGCUACACCUGCAACCCCCUCAAUGUAGUGGACCUGGUGGUGGAUGUCAUGUUCAUUAUCGACAUCCUCAUCAAUUUCAGGACCACUUAUGUCAAUCAUAACGACGAGGUUGUCAGCAAUCCUGUUCGCAUCGCUCAGCAUUACUUCAAGGGCUGGUUCCUCAUAGACAUUGUGGCUGCGGUUCCUUUCGACCUGCUCAUUUUCAGAUCAGGUUCAGAUGAGCCUCAAACCACCACUCUGAUUGGCCUUCUAAAGACUGCACGGCUGCUGAGAUUGGUUCGAGUAGCGAGGAAACUGGACCGUUACUCUGAGUAUGGCGCAGCAGUUCUCUUCCUCCUCAUGUGCACCUUCGCCCUCAUCGCCCACUGGUUGGCAUGCAUCUGGUACGCCAUUGGCAAUGUGGAGCGCACCAGCUCUGCCCGAAUCGGAGGCAUGAAGAUCGGCUGGCUGGACAACCUGGCAGACCAGAUUGGCAAGCGCUACAAUGACAGUGACUCCUUCUCCGGCCCCUCCAUCAAGGAUAAAUAUGUAACUGCACUGUACUUCACUUUCAGUAGUUUGACCAGUGUGGGAUUCGGAAACGUCUCUCCUAACACCAACCCUGAGAAGAUAUUCUCCAUUUGUGUCAUGCUCAUUGGCUCCCUGAUGUAUGCCAGUAUCUUUGGCAACGUUUCUGCUAUAAUUCAGAGGUUGUAUUCAGGCACAGCUCGCUACCACACUCAGAUGCUCCGUGUGAAAGAGUUCAUCAGGUUUCAUCAGAUCCCAGGAGGCCUUCGGCAACGACUAGAAGAAUAUUUCCAGCACGCCUGGUCCUAUACCAAUGGCAUCGACAUGAACGCUGUGUUAAAGGGUUUUCCGGAGUGUCUGCAAGCUGACAUCUGUCUGCAUCUGAACCGCAGUCUGCUGCAGAACUGUACGGCAUUCCGGGGGGCGAGCAAGGGUUGUUUGCGUGCUCUGGCCAUGCGUUUUAAGACCACCCAUGCCCCACCUGGAGACACUCUGGUGCACAGCGGAGACAUAUUGACCGCACUAUAUUUCAUCUCCCGCGGCUCCAUAGAGAUCCUCAGAGAGGAUGUCGUGGUGGCCAUUUUAGGUAAGAAUGAUAUUUUUGGGGAGCCCAUCAGUCUAUACGGCAGGCCAGGGAAAUCAAGUGCGGACGUGAGGGCUCUGACGUACUGUGACCUGCACAAGAUCCUGAGAGACGACCUGCUGGAAGUGUUGGACAUGUACCCCGAUUUUUCAGACAACUUCUGGACCAACCUGGAAAUCACAUUCAACCUUCGAGAUGCAGACAGAAUCAUGCAUCAAACCCCAAGCGAGGACUCAGACUGUGGGUACCGUCGGCCCAGACAUCGGAGGAACCCCCUACAGCGAAAUCGGCCUGAUGGGAUGGACCGAGAUGGAAUGGACACGUACCCAGUCCAGUCCUGUUCCCCUGUGGGGAACCAUCGGGGGGCAAUACCGCUCUCACACUGGGAUGAGUUAUGCAGCAAUGCAUCCCUGUCCAGUGAGGAGGACAUGAAGCCCUUGGUGUCCGACCGAGGGGAGAUGUACUCACCAGGGACAGAGAUGCAGGAAUACUCUCAUUCUGCAGUCAGCCAUCUGCCGCCGGGCAACAGCACAGCCUCUGCCACGGGAGGAACAAUGGGAGGGGUACAUCCGUACACAGCAGCUCCUCUGAAUGUGUCCGGGUUAUACAGCUAUUUGCCCGACCGCAGGGCCAGUCAGUACUCAGAGAGUAAGAGACACUCCUCUGCAGCGCAGGCCUGCUACCACCAUCACAGCCCCUGUGUUGAGGACAGACCGAACCAACUGCAAGCCCGCCUGGAGCUGCUGCAGUCGCAACUCAACAGACUGGAGACCAGGAUGACAGCAGAUAUAAAUGUGAUCCUGCAGUUGCUGCAGAGGCAGAUGGCACCUGUACCCCCCGCCUACAGCGCCGUUUCCCCAGAACCGCUGGCCCACCCCACUCACCCCGCUCACCCCACCAGCCUGUACACUACAGCAACGCAUACCACCAUGCCCUCUUUACAGAUCUCUGACAGUACAUCGCCUGGCAAGAGCCCUGACUUGUACAGCUUCAAAGAGAAGUCUCCAGACUCUUUGUCCAGUGGGAUCCACCUGACAGUUGCCUCAAAUGACACCAUGUCCAUGUCCCCAGAGACCGAGCUAGCUGUGCCCACAGGAGAGCCUCAUCUACAGCCCCCGGGACUGCUGUGUAGAAGCCUGCGCUUCCCAUCUCUCCCAGACAGUCUGGAGAAUCCAAGCACACUGGAGGGAUCACCAGAAAUCCAGAGGCACAUGUCCGAUCCCGUCUUACCUGGAAGCUAGAGGCCAAAAACAGACAGUUAUUCAUAUUACAAAAACAGUCAUUCAUAUUACUCAUUAGUUCCAAGGGCGUCCAGUAGAGAAAAGUAGAUUUCUCUGAAUCUCUGAGGUGUUUUGUCUCAUAUCCCUUCUCAUUAAGAGCAGGAUUUUAUUUUUUUCCUCUGAUGCGAGAGUAUUUGGUAACACCUCUCAACUUUUUUGUUAUCGAAUAUGAAGAGAAGCACAGUUGGCAAUAAAGACAAGAUCAAAGAGUCAAAGAGAGAUGCUACAUUGUGAUCACUUGACACCAUCAUGUAAUAAUUGUAAAUGUUUUGUCUGGUUUAAGGUUUGUCUUUACGUUCUAAACUCCAUCCUGUCUUUCGAGGCAGAUCCUCUGAGGCAUCAGCAUCACUGAAACCAGGACAAAUAUGAUACAUAUACCUGGGCUUUAAAAGUAUGAGUUGCUUGUGUGUACUGAUAUUGUAAAUGUGCUUGAUUUUCUUUUCAAUGUUAGAUUUGAUCAUUUUAAGCUAUGUAUAUAUUGAGAGAGAGAGAGAGAGAGAGAGAGAGAGUGUGUGUGUGUGUGUGUGUGUAUAUAAUCCAAAUCUACUGUAUUACUACAUCAAAUGACUGGCACAAAAUGAAUCUUUGUAUAUAUUUGGAUUCAGUAACCAAGUGGGCAUGAAUUCAGGGUUAUGAAAUGAUAUUUCUGUCACAGAAGUGGUUAUUUUAACUGCUGACGGGUGGUGUGACUGUCACUGUGUGGAUAUGUUUAGACUCUUGAGAAUUUUCUCACAAAUUCUUGACGUUCUGUUUGGAAAGUGAAGGACUGCUUUUGUAAAUGACGUUUUGAGAUGAAAUCAAUGUAAAGUUUAUUUCACCUCUGCAAUGCAAGCAGAUGAAUGUAUGUAAAAUGACUAGAAACCUUUGUUGGACUGUCAAGGUUUCCAAAAGCACACAACUGUUAUUAUUAAUAUUUUUUAGAUUAAAUGUUAUUUAUAAAGAAGUACUAAUGUUGUACUGGGUUUAAGCUAUCAAUAUUCUUUGUCCUUA